Musca vetustissima is the source of this 1048-nucleotide messenger RNA. RefSeq names its product apoptosis inhibitor 5 homolog. Gene Ontology annotation, molecular function: RNA binding. The coding region runs from base 38 to 1048 and encodes 336 amino acids. Gene Ontology annotation, biological process: negative regulation of apoptotic process. The transcript is spliced from 5 exons. NCBI's taxonomy places the organism in Eukaryota, Metazoa, Arthropoda, Insecta, Diptera, Muscidae. Gene Ontology annotation, cellular component: nucleus. The record is from RefSeq and is a predicted model, not a curated record.
UUUUUAGGAUGUAACCGCUGAUGAAUUUCAAUUGUGUAUGACAAUUUUGGGUAGCACCAAAUUGGGUACAACCAUUACUGGACAUGCUGAAUUAGUUAAUUUGGCUAAAGAGCAAGCUGAACUGAAUGCAGAUAUUGACGCCAUUACCGUUGAAGAUGAAAUUGUCGAACGUUUCAUACAGUGUGCCACACAUGCAAUGCCAUAUUUCUCGAAUACCAUUAAAUCAACAGAUUUUGUGGUUUAUGUUUGCGACAAACUAUUGCCAUUGAGUACAUGGAAUAUGAUUGCCACUGCCGUGGCACAGGAUCAGGUGCAGUUACGUGUACUUAAGGUUUUUGCUGAAAUGUGUACAUAUACCGAUGUUUUGGAGAAUGCCGCACAACGUAUCGAUAAUGUCUAUCAAGUAUUGAGGGAAUAUAUGCCCUUACCCAAACUCACCGAAGAGGAAGAUGCUAGCAGUCCACCACCAUCAUUUCAAUUUUCUCAUGCCGAAUGUUUACUCUAUGCAUUGCAUACAUUGGGUAAAAAACAUCCCGAUAGUUUGACAUUUGUUACCGAUGCUGAAAAAUUAAAAGAUUUCCGUUCAAGGUUACAGUAUUUGGCUCGUGGUACACAGGGCUACAUUAAAAAAUUGGAAGAAGCUGUUAAGGGAAAAACCGCCGAAGAAUUAAAGACUGAAGAAAAUCAAUUGAAAGUGACCGCAUUGAAGACCACAUCAAAUAUUAGCAUUCUAAUACGUGAUCUUUUCCAUUCACCACCCAGUUUUAAACAUGAAAUUCAGCUAUCAUGGGUUAAGCGAAAGAAUACGAAAAUCGGCUCGAAACGUCAUGCACCCAUAACAUUCGAUGGUAAAACCGAAAAUGGCAAAGAUGACGAAAAGAAAACAAAGAAUGCAAGUGAUCAGAAAAUUUAUUCACCACCAUCGGGCAAAUAUUCGGCAAAGGUGCAAAACUAUGGUGGUGGUAACAACAAUCGUCAACGUUCACGCAAUAGUGGUGGCGGUGGUGGUUUCAACCGAAAUCGACGCAAUUUUAAUAAGAAAUAUUAA